AUGAGCUCAAAAUCGGUUUUAACAUCUCUUCGUAGGUAUGAUGCUUUUCCAAAGACCUUGGAAGAUUUUAGGAUAAGGACAUUCGGUGGAGCAACCAUUACCAUCGUAAGUGCUGUAAUUAUGCUCUUGCUAUUUGUCUCUGAGAUGAAUUAUUACUUAUCGGUUGAGGUAACUUCGGAACUCUUUGUAGAUACUUCUAGAGGCGAAAAAAUAAAGAUAUAUAUGAAUGUAACCUUUCCGAAAAUGGCAUGUGCAAUACUUAGUGUAGAUACAAUGGAUGUUGCUGGUAUGCAACAACUAGAUAUCAAGCAAAAUUUAAUGAAACGGCGCAUAGAUGAGAAUGGUAAACCUACAGGAGAUGCUGUUCAAAAGAAUAAAACUAAAUGUGGAUCCUGCUAUGGAGCUGAAAAUGCUGAGAUGAAAUGUUGCAAUUCAUGUGAAGAUGUCAGGGAAGCUUACCGAAAAAAAGGUUGGGCCUUAACCAGCCCUGAAGGUAUAGAGCAGUGUCAAGAAGAAGGAUGGGCUCAAAUGUUAAAAGAGCAAGAAAAGGAAGGUUGCAAUGUAUUCGGUUAUUUAGAAGUUAAUAAGGUAGUUGCUGGUAACUUUCACUUCGCUCCUGGGAAGAGUUUCCAACAGCAUCGUGUUCAUGUACAUGAUUUGCAGUCAUUUGGAUCACGCAAGUUUAAUACGUCUCAUACCAUUCACAAAUUGUCAUUUGGAGAGGAAUUUCCUGGAAUUAUAAAUCCAUUAGAUGGCCAUCGAAUGUCUUCUGAUCAAGAUUCAGCUAUGUACCAAUACUUUAUUAAAGUCGUUCCGACCGUUUAUAAAAAGUUAAAAGGCGAGGAAGUCAAAAGCAACCAGUACUCAGUAACCAAGCAUUUGAAGUAUAUUAAACUUAGUAUGGGUGAGCAAGGUCUUCCAGGCGUCUUUAUUUCGUAUGAACUUUCUCCCAUGAUAAUCCGGUAUGCCGAAAGAAGAAAGUCUUUCGCUCAUUUUUUAACUGGUGUCUGCGCAAUUAUCGGUGGUGUAUUCACAGUUGCCAGCUUGAUUGAUGCUAUGGUAUAUCAUUCUGCGAAGAUGUUAAAGAUUGAGUUAGGAAAAGCAUCAUAG
This is a messenger RNA of Trichoplax adhaerens, 1110 nucleotides long. RefSeq lists its product as uncharacterized. Lineage: Eukaryota; Metazoa; Placozoa; Uniplacotomia; Trichoplacea; Trichoplacidae. The coding region runs from base 1 to 1110 and encodes 369 amino acids. Gene Ontology annotation, cellular component: endoplasmic reticulum; endoplasmic reticulum membrane; Golgi membrane. Gene Ontology annotation, biological process: endoplasmic reticulum to Golgi vesicle-mediated transport; retrograde vesicle-mediated transport, Golgi to endoplasmic reticulum. The transcript has 14 exons. The record is from RefSeq and is a predicted model, not a curated record.